AAUUAAGGAGCAUACAAACAAUGAUAUGCAGAGCAUAUAUGUUUGACAUUCUAAAAGUCAUGGAUCGUAUCUGCCAUCAUCAAUCAGUGGACACAGACAGAAAUUGUGCAGUAGGAGUAGGAUCGGAGUAGCAAGCACCGGUGGGAUGAGCAACCGAGACUCGUCGCAGAUCCCGGCAGACACGACACGAUCGGAUCGUUGAUGGGAUGGGAAUGAGGAUGAGAUGAUGCUGCAAGUUGCAAGCGCUAGUGGUGGUUGUUGUCAUUCUGAUUGGAUUGGACCCUUGAUCUUGAUGCCAUGGCCAUUGCCAUGUGUUUGUUCAUUUGUUGGGGAGAGAGAGGGAGAAAGAGGAGGAGAUGGAGAAGCUUUUCAUUAAUUGCACCUCCAUGGCUAUGACUCUUCUCACAGGAACCUGACAGACAGACAGACACUCUUUUAGCUGAGAGCCUGAUAGACACUCCAUGGCUAUGGCUCUUGCAUUAGAAUCUCAGAUCAAACUGAUCCAGGGGCCUAUCUGCAAAUAUCUGGAUCGCGGGGACUAGGAGUGAUACGAAAAAUGCUGCACUCAGGCAAGGCGAGGUCGCCGGCGGCCGCCGCCGUCCAUCCCGCUCUUCGCCCUCAGCCAUCUCCUCCGGAUACCCUCACGUACAUGCUGCCGCCGCCCGCGGCUGCGCCACUGCCUCGGCGCGGUGCCCGUACUAGCUUCCUCGCCCGCUGGGCGGCGGCGUGUCCCCGCCGUUUCGAAAGAGUUCACAGCUCGAUCUACAACUAGUUUCUUCCUCUAAAUGAUUUUCAGACAGGGAUUCAGUUCAGACAAGGCGGAUGGAUGUCAAUCUCGCCAUAACUGUGCAAUCAGGAUGAACAUUGGCGACAUGACAAGAGCUUCAGCAGACCAAUAAUAUAUGAGGUAUCAUAUCAUCUCCCUGUGAAACUGCUACCUGAAUCUUUUCCAUGCUCCAACAAAUAAUUGGAGGCUCCUGUAGUCUCACAGUUCUAAAGAUAACACAACAAAUCAGAUCAGGAGCAACCUGAUGACCCCCCAUCAUCAUUGUGAGCCUGAACCUUAUGCGGCGGUGUUCAGCACAAGUCAACAAAAGCUUCUGAUCAGGUCCACUUAUGUCGUCCUGGAAAAAUGGCAUGGAAUUGGAAUGCACAUCAGACAUCGACAUGUUUUGCUAUCUGCAUCCGCCUGUCAAUCAAUGCAAACCCGCCUACUCCUUAACCACUAAGCAAGAGAUAUGUGCUAAAGGGAAAAGGGGUUAUACAUAUAUUCCGGUGGUGGCUACUGUUAUUUACUUAUAUCACGAUUUUUCUGAUGGGAUGGGAUAGUGUACUCUUAGCUUGAUGAGUAAAUAAGCGAUGAUGAUACGCGAUUAGUAGGCAGGCCAAUCAUGGUGGAAUGGAACUUACUUAGGGCUAGAUAGCUAGCGGCCUACUAAUAGGUUUAAUUGUGCUUUAUAUUCCUUGAUACAAUACAAAGAGAUGAUGUCCUGAUAAAGAAGAUGCGUAUAUGCAAGUGGUAAUAAAGCUGACUGGUGAAAAGUAGAGUGGCUUUCUAGUAAAGCUUCUUGUGUUACAUGCAUGUAAAGAAUAGAUGCUGGACGACAUUAUUAUGUUAAUAACAUGGGCAUGUGAGGAGCUGUCAUUAUAUAGAGAGGAUCAAGAACAAUGCAAUAGUUACCUUUUUCUUGGUUUUAUAAGUGGUAGUACGAUUCGACCGAUCCUUAGGAGUCUACUUUUUGUUUUCAAAUGUGGAUUUUGAGGCAUAUGUAGGCAUCGUGGAUCUUAUGCCUUGCUUCUACAUGUACACAAAACCAACUAAGAAUAGAUAACCCCACUUGUCAGGUAGAUGGGUCAUGGGUCCAGUUUAUAUGUAACAUAUAGCUAGUUAGUACAGAUUCUUUUGUUAUGGUGAAAAUUCUUGUCGUGUAGAGCAGAACCCAAGAACCGUGCAAAAUUACUUUACCCAAAGUAAGUUACUGUAUUUCCACAACCGUAAAAUGUCCCCGACUUUAUUCCUAAAGUAGUCGAAUAAAGGAAUGCUGUAACCAGAAAUGCACUUUUCAUUGUGGACAAUAAGCACUAACGUUUUGAUGUGCAUAAAGAAUUGCACCUUUCUUUUGGCCAAUCUAAUAUAAGUAUGAAAUCUUCUUCAUUUCAAAUAUUAUGAAGAACUGCAUGGCUGACUAAUGUACUGGUAGGUGGUAGCUACUCUACACUAGCAGCUCAGAAUGUAAGCUUGGUAAGUGUGGCACAACAGGAACUAAAGCACAAUUGAUUUGCAGUUGGAUCACCACUUGUAUAUGUGAGGUAACGUCAACAUCUAUAUCACUACUACUCUUCCAUUAUGGAAAGAAAUACGCUGUAAUUUUGGAGUUUUGCUUUCAAGAAGAUGACAUUCACUAUAUAUGGUGGGAGUACAAUAAGGAUCAUCUCUUUAGAUGGUACCUAUGGAAUCAAAUUUUGUUCACAACAGAGCUCCUCUGUUUCUUUUAUUAUUUUUGGAUGUAAGGUCACGGCAAUGAGCACACAAUUUUAGGUCCACAAGCUCUCUUUAAAAGUCUAUAUAUAAUGCUGUGAAACAAUGUAAUAAGCAUCUUGAUUCUUGAGAUAUGUUCAGGUUCAGUGUACAGUAUGUAUAACUUCCUAGCAAAUUGUCAUCAGAACUCAGGAAAAAGGGAUUGAUAUUUGGUUAAAAAAAGAUUUAUUUGUAAUGAGAAAUAUAUUCUUUUCAAUUUGACACACAACUAGCGAUAUUGUUCUUGUGGUUGGAAACUGUUGUGGCUUUUGUUAGUUCUCUGCAAAUGUGAACCACUUGUUGGUUGACUAGUAUGCUGAACAAUUUGUUGGUUGAAUAGUACGCUGAUAGUUGAUCCCAAAAAUAUACUGAUACGUAAGGAGUCAGUGCAUAUUCACUUGUGGGUAGAUUACUAUGUGCAAAGCCAAUAACAUCAGUAUCUGUGUCAGUACUUUUUCACUGCAUAUAUAUAAGACUGACUUCUAGUUUCAAGGUUUUCUUUUCAACAAAAUGGCAUUCACUAUGCUGGGAGCACAAACAGGAAUGCUGGAUAAACUCUGAAAUAGCUUUUUUUUUCAGAAAUGGGAUAAAAUAUUUUUCACAAGCAUAUAUAUAUAAGCUUGCACUCACAGAAAUAAUAACAGGUUCUCUCUCUCUCUCUCUCUGAAACCUUACAUGAUGCAAUGGACCAAAAGAAAGAAAGCAUCUUGAGACACAUGUUCAUGGCCAGUUAUUACAGUUACCUAAAAGUGCCUGCCAAAUUUUCUGCAGGACAAGGCAAAAGCAUAGCUCCAAGCAUCACUUUCAGGAAAAAGACCGAAGUGGAGUGGACUGAACUUUCAGUUGGAGCUCCAGUAGCCAGCCACUGUGUCCCCCACACAACACAAUGGUCAGACAAAACCAUACAAGCAAGAAGCAACUCUUGCAAACGAUAAGGAGAUGUCCAUCCACUUGAACCACUCGCAUGCAUAUCGAUCAGUGCCGCGCACUCAAAUCUCUUGCAGAAACUGCAUGAACUGAUGCAGGCACGUGUCGCGCAUUGCGAUUAUCGUCCUCUCCAUGCUUCAACAAUCCCCCCUGUGCUUCAACUGAAAAUAUACUGCAUAUAGUUCGAUCUCUUUUUCUAUCAACAAACGAAUCAGAGAUCCUGCCUUUGUUUCAGAAAAAAGGGGGGCAAAACUUGACCUCAAAUUGUUACAUGAACUUGGUACAUGUUUCAUUUCAUUUCAUUUUCUUACCAUACUACUGGAUCCUUCAAACUGCAGGUCUACGAUCUAUGCAUGUUCAGAGCUCCAGACAUGCAAUGCAUUGCCUUAAUCAAUGCAAAUUUCUUUCAGUACUAGGCUUUAUGCAUUCCCUUCAAUCAAUUUUCUUUCAGUACUAGGCUUUAUGUAAGGUCAGAGAGUUACUUUUUACAUAUUCUUUUUAGAGUUUUACUUGCACAUAUAUGGCUUAUCAUUUCAUUGUUCAUAUAUACUUUUUGUUAGGCCCCCAGUAGCUCACUUUAGGAGUACUUAGCAAGCACAAAGCCACCUAGCUUUCUUUCUCAUCAUCUCUGUGCCCUUUAAUUGUUCCAUCCAUCCAUCCAUCCAUCACAGUUGCCUCAACACCAUAAAGAGCCACAAGCUAGCUCCUCUCCCACAAACACUCACCUGCUCUGCACACACACACACACACACACACACACACACACACACACACACACACACACACACACACACACACACACACACACACACCAAGUUGUUUGUGCUAGAGCUGCAGCUAGCUUGACAUCAGAGGCCAUGAAGAGCUCCUCUUCAGCUGCACAAAGGCUGAAACUGAAACAGGAGCAGGCAGACGAUUGCAGCGAGAUGCAGGGAAGUCAUCGUGGCCUGAUGAGCAGCCUUGAGCUCAGGCUGGGCAUCUCUUCAGACAAUGGCGGCGGCAGCGGCGAUCCAUGGCUUGGUGUUGGAGUGCACCCAUGGAGCCUUGCCGGCAGGCAAGCAGAGAAGGUAGCCCUGGAGCAAGACCACCAGCGGCCUCCACCUCCGCAGCCGGUGGGAUGGCCCCCGGUGGGUGCGUUCCGCAGGAGCCACCUGCAGGUGGGCGCGAAGGCCGUUGAGGAACCGACGAGCAAGGUGAAGCUCGGCGAGCAGGGGCCGGCGCCGGCUCGGUCCACCAUGUUCGUGAAGGUGAACAUGGAGGGCUGCGCCGUUGGGAGGAAGGUGGACCUGCAGGCGCACUGUGGGUAUGCGUCGCUGUCGCGCGCGCUGCAGGCCAUGUUCCAUGGCUUCCUGUCAGAUGGUCAGUGGAGGAUCGCUGGCAGAGAAGAAGAUGACGACGACGACGAUGAGCAGCCGGAGCCGACGAAGAAGGGGGAGAAUAAGAGCAACAAGAAGGCGUACAUCCUUCUAUACGAGGACAACGAGGGCGACCGGAUGCUCGUCGGCGACGUGCCGUGGGAGUAAGUUCGUCGUCGUUCCGAUCCUGUUCUUUUGCACGUACGCUGGCUGUUCAUGGCUUCGGUGAAGAGGCUGUACAUCGCACAGGACCCGAGGAAGACGAAGAACUAGCUAAGCUAGCUAGGGCCUAGGAAAGACGUUGCUAGCUGCCUUUAUUUUAUUUCUACUCUCUAUAUAGCUCGAAGCAGAUAGCAACAGUGUAUGCUGCUAGUGUUUAACUACCUCCCUUCUCCGAUUAUGUAAUCCUGUCCAGCAUCAGUUCAUAUACAGCGUAGUAGGCAUCUCUAAUCUAAUAUUAAUAUAUAGGAAAUUUUGCUUAAUGUCUCA
Sorghum bicolor (sorghum) is the source of this 5289-nucleotide messenger RNA. Its product is annotated as auxin-responsive protein IAA25. The record is from RefSeq and is a predicted model, not a curated record. Bases 4303 to 4968 code for a protein of 221 amino acids. The transcript is spliced from 4 exons. Gene Ontology annotation, biological process: regulation of DNA-templated transcription. Gene Ontology annotation, molecular function: protein binding. Lineage: Eukaryota; Viridiplantae; Streptophyta; Magnoliopsida; Poales; Poaceae. Gene Ontology annotation, cellular component: nucleus.